CCAUUCUGCCUCAGGUCUUGUCAAGUCAGCAUUACCUGCUCUAAUCAGAGGAUAUUAAAGCACCCGUGUGACUCACCUGCCCCCCCUGCAGGUCUGAUGUACAUGCUGCUUAAACACCUGGUGGACCGAUACAACAUGUACUACGCCUACCUGCCGUCCAAACUGGACAAGAAGAUCCACUCCGGAGCCGUCACCCAGGUGGUGGCUGCACCCAUCCUCUGCCUCUUCUGGCUACUCUUCUUCUCCACUGUACGCACAGGUUUUGAGACACCAACCUCCAUGUUUACUCUGGUGGUGCUGAUCGUCACCAUCGUGGUCUGUCUGUCCCACGUCUGUUUCGGACACUUCAAGUACCUGAGUGCUCACAACUACAAGAUCGACACCAAGGAGAACGAUGUGGACACUGUUGAGAAUGGACGUCCAGCUCGUCCCUCGUCCUCGCCCAUCACCAAAUCUCAGCAGCAGCAGCAGCAACAGAUGUACAUCGCCCAGGUGCUUCAGGACCCAAACUCAGACGAGCCAGGGGGCGGCAGCGGCGAGGAGGACCGUGGGUCAUCCCAGGAUGAGGAGAUACUGAACGGAGGAAACAGCAUAAACGAGGCGGAUUUCCAGUCAGGGGAGGACAGUCUGAUUGCCAACGAGGUCCGCCAGUAGCUGGAGGUGGAACCAAAGGGAGCAGAUGGAGCUAGCUGAGUCCACACCCAUACAACAUGUGUAGAAUAAACGUGAAUCACUACACAUGCAGAUACAACAACAGACAGACACAGUUAGCUCCACCCCCUCCCUGCUCGAAGACUUGACCCUGACCUUUGACGCCGGCGCUGGGUCGCCAGUAUCCAGUCCUGCUAUUCUGUAGAAACUUGGUGGACAUCAAACUGUUUCGCAGGAAGUCACUGUAAAUAACCACAAAGCCAAAAGUUUUUCUUAUUUUGUUUUUCUGGGGGUAAAGGACUGGGUUUUAAAUUUUGUGCCUGGGCUGGACUUUUUUUGUUCGUACUCGUGUCUUGACUCUUUAUCCCACCGUAGGUCGCAGGGACUCCUACCAGGGGUCAGAGCUGAUGCUGUCUAUUUCCUCAGCCCGGUUAACGCCUCCAAACAAUUUCUGCUGUUGCCGUCCUCCGGUGUCAGAGUGCUAAAUAAUUCGCCAAUCUCUCGUAGUGGUAGAAGUUUUGCUUAUGCAGACGCAUCACAGCCUCCUUUCUUCACAUUCUCCUCUUUGUUUUUGUGGAACCCGUCGUUUUUGGAUUUUGCUGGAACAUUCAACACAUCACCUGGAAGUUUUGGAUUUUUUCGAUCUGCCAAGCUUGUGCUGCAUGUUGCUGUCUGCGUUGACGAUAUCGCCACCAAAGGAUGUCAUCCAUCACAGGACUGUAGUGAACGCACCUGAUCUCCACUCAGUCCCAGCAGCACGUUGUCCUACCGGCUGAAUGAACGUUAAGCUUCCCUGCUUUAGUUGGAUGACUUCUCGGCCAUCGAACAACUGGACUCAACACAAGGAUUCUUUCCUUCCUCAGUUUUAUUUCACCUGAACUACCUUAAAUAAUGAAUACCAGACAAAGGGAACAGGGAUGUUCGUGUCUGUGUAGGUUUAGCAUUCAAGACUCUUCAUUGACGGGAGAACUUUGUGCAGACGCUCUGUUAUGUCCAGCAGCAGCAGUUGAGUAGUUGAGUUCAGGUAGAAGAGCAGAGCUUUUCGACCUUUUCAAUCCUUAACACCUGUCAGGAAGGACUCUCAAGGGAAAACGUUUUUCGUGUGUGAGUGUGUGUGUGUGUCUGACCAAUAGCUUAUCUUACACCAGCCUUCAGAAAUAAGGGUUCAUCAAAGUCACCAUGUAACCAAAAACACCACGUUAGGCUAAUGUUGGCCGAUAGAAAGAAUAUGAACCACGUGAUGUUGAGUCUUUUCACCUUAGCCUAGCCUAGUACAAAUGACCAACCACUCGAAGUCUUCUUGUUGUACACAUUGUCUCUUCUUGUUAGCAGCUGUCAAAGGCUUCUUUGAUAGGAUUAAAAUAUUAAUGUAUGGUCCAGUUAGCAUAACGUUCUAGGUUUUCAUCCCUGGCUCUAGUCGACAAAAUCCAGGUGUCUCCUGUGUGGAUUUGGUGGUGCGCUAUUUUGCUAGCUAACAAGACAUUUCAAGGGCAAAGAAAUCAUUAAAUCUGAGAUGUUGACCAAAGGAUGAUCUGUGUGAAACGUGUUAGAGCCCAUAAUGGAGAAGGAUAUCUUAGCUUAUUAGCCGUGUCACUACGCUGCACUGUCAGACUAUUAACUUAUAGAUAGAGACAUGUUCCCCGUUACCGACUGAGCGAACGAAACUAGCUAACUGUCAUUCAGCUUGUUUCAAGCUCACCAACUUAAAGAGUCGCUCUUUAUCAAAUGAAAUUCAUUCUUUUUUUCUCUUAUGAUGGAGCUAACCUCAGUUUCCAGUCUUUGUGCUAAGCUAGGCUAAACAUGUCCUGAAUAAAGAAAAUAUAGAUUAGAAAAAUCUGUGAUGUGGCUAAAUUUAAUUUAAAGGACAUUGAAUUAUCAAACAUCAAGAACAUGUAAACUACAUCAAUUUUCAUCAGUUUGAGAAUUGACUGAAACGUUGUCAUCACUUCCUCCCUGAUCUGAUAUUAGACUUCGUCCGAUUGUUCAUGUUUAGUCGAUUAUCUCCUCGACUUCUUUUUUUUUAAAAUUUUCCCUAUACACAUUUUCAAUGGACAUCUAUCAUCCAAACAUCAUCUGGCAUUUCCUCCGACAGUGUAGUACGCUUGAUGCUCUUAUACUUGAUUUUAACUACACAUACUCAUGAUGGUACCCACGCUUACCUUUGUCUUCUGAACGUUGAAGCAUUAUUGGUUGCCAUGGCAACAGGAAAAGGAUGCUGACAUGGCGUAAUUAAUAGACAAUGGAAGAAACGGAAGAAUAACAAAAACUUAUGUGUGUGUGUGUGUGUGUGUGUGGAUACAGGGCUGGACUAUGAAAGCUGUAGCCACCAACAUGUUGGUUUUAGUCUGGUGCUACACGCCGGAGAACCUGCAGCAUUUGUGUCCAGGUGAUGUAGAAUUCUUUUAGUUUCCUCUUCACUUCCAGCCGUCGUCUCUCAGGCGCUCCGGCCGUGAUUGUAUGCACAUGACAGUGAAUCUGAAGGAGAGUCACAUUGGAUCUGAGACUGGAGGUUCAGCAGCUCUCAGUCUGGAGGUGUCCUCUGGAGUUUCAGCUCAGUGAUCAGACUGUAAAUCAACAGAAACAUCUUGUGUCCUGAAGAUUCAGGAUUUCUGACAAUCAGCCUCUUAAAUUAGCAGAACGUUGCCUGAAUGUACAUUCAGUAGCUGUUCUGGAGCUUUUGACCACAUGAGCUUCAUCAGCAGAUGGAAUUAACAGUGAAGUGUAGAUGUUUAAAAACGUAUUUUCUGAUCAUUUCAAGGAGUUUUGGUUCAUAUCUGAAUGAAGAACACAUAAUAUGGUCAGAAGCUCCAGAGCAGCUACUGAGUGAACCUCGUAAUGAAAGUUUAGGAACUGUGACUGAAAUCAAUCUGACUCUUGUCAUUUGGUUUAAAGUCAUGUAGGAGCUCAGAUCUGCGGAUGCGACUGUUCUUUGAAUUUUAAAAGAGUUUUCUCUGGUGACGAUGUUCCAUGAGCAAAGCAGAGGUUAUCACAUGCUAACAUGCUAACUUUAGUAGAAACAAAGAAGUGAUAGAAACAGAAGAAAACGAACGUUAACGGUGUUGUUUCACCUCUGGAGACAUUGGUUGAUAGAUUAGUGGGCUGCUAAUGCUAACAUUAGCUAUGCAGCUCUCCCUCUAGAUUUCUUCCACCGACCAGAUGCCUGGAGGCCAAAAGAGUUCCAACGUCUCACGUGGUCUAGACUGCUUUGAUCUGCUUCAGUCCGGUUCAGGCUGGUUUGAUCUGAUCUGGUUCUGAGGAGCUGAGCUGAAGGUUGAGAGCUGAAGGUUGAGAGCUGCUGUGGUCACUGAUGUCUCGAUGUUAUGAUGUGAAGACGCUGGUAUAAAAAAAAGUGUGUGAUAUUUUUGUAACUGACUGAAGUAUUUGAUACUGAACACGUGUUAAAGAAACGUCGAUAGCUGUGACGAUGCUGUUGUAACAUGUAACUAAAGGUUUUUAAUAAUCAGCCGCUGCUUUUUGCUUUUGGUAGUUUUUUAAAUUGUUGCUGAACUUACUGAAUUUGUGAAAAGAAUAAUGUGAAGUAAAGAGCUGAAAGCUACUGAUCCUGGGAACAUGUGUAUAAAAUGUGUGUAAAUAGCCAUGGAACUGCACCGUCGUCCUCGGAGACGAACACAACUCAGUAUCUCAUCUCACCAACUCCGAGCUAACGUCAACUGGUCCAUUUCAUGCUUUUAAUUUAUUAAUGUAACACUAUUUAUUUUUUUGCUUUCCAGGUUAUAUGUACAGUGAAACAUUCGUCCUAUUUAUGUUAUUUGAUCAAUAAAAAAUUACUU
Messenger RNA from Paralichthys olivaceus (Japanese flounder), 4442 nucleotides. NCBI's taxonomy places the organism in Eukaryota, Metazoa, Chordata, Actinopteri, Pleuronectiformes, Paralichthyidae. The record is from RefSeq and is a predicted model, not a curated record.